Molecule: messenger RNA, 1095 nt
Organism: Colletotrichum higginsianum IMI 349063
Lineage: Eukaryota; Fungi; Ascomycota; Sordariomycetes; Glomerellales; Glomerellaceae
Product: NMT1 protein
Exons: 3
Coding region: 1-1095 (364 amino acids)
Biological process (GO): thiamine biosynthetic process
Source: RefSeq, a predicted model, not a curated record
AUGUCGACCGAUAAGAUCACCUUCCUCACCAACUGGCACGCGACGCCGUACCACGCUCCGCUGUACCUGGCCCAGGCCAAGGGGUACUUCAAAGAAGAGGGCAUCCAGGUCGCCCUUCUUGAGCCCAACGACCCCAGCGAUGUCACCGAGAUCAUCGGCACCGGCAAGGUUGACCUCGGCUUCAAGGCUAUGAUUCACACUCUCGCCGUAAGCCUUCUCAUCCCCUCUCCAUCCUCUCACGACUCUUCACUGACGCCUCCCCCCAAGGCCAAAGCACGCGGCUUCCCCGUCGUCUCCAUCGGCAGCCUCCUCGACGAGCCCUUCACGGGCGUCGUCUACCUCAAGGACUCGGGCAUCACGACCGACUUCCGCUCCCUCCGGGGCAAGCGCAUCGGCUACGUCGGCGAGUUCGGCAAGAUCCAGAUCGACGAGCUGACGUCGCACUACGGCAUGACGCCCGACGAGUACACGGCCGUCCGGUGCGGCAUGAACGUGUCCAAGGCCAUCAUCGAGGGCACCAUCGACGCCGGCAUCGGGCUGGAGAACGUCCAGAUGGUCGAGCUCGAGGAGUGGCUCGCCGCGCGGGGGCGGCCCAAGACGGACGUGCAGAUGCUCCGCAUCGACGAGCUCGCCGAGCUCGGGUGCUGCUGCUUCUGCACGAUCCUGUACAUCGGCAACGAGUCCUUCGUCGCGCAGAACCCGGACAAGGUCCGCGGCUUCAUGCGGGCCGUCAAGAGGGCCACCGACUUCGUGCUCGACCGGCCCGAGCAGGCGUGGAGGGAGUACGUCGACUUCAAGCCCGUCAUGGGCUCGGACCUGAACCGCCGCAUCUUCGAGCGCAGCUUCGCCUACUUCUCGCGCGACCUGAAGAACGUCCGGCGCGACUGGGCCAAGGUCACCGGGUACGGCCGCCGCCUCGGCGUGCUGGCGGAGGACUUUGAGCCCAACUACACCAACGAGUUCCUCGGCUGGUCCCUCGACGAGGAGUCCGGCGACCCGACCGGCGACCAGAAGCGCAUGGUCGAGCUGCAGAACGAGGUCUCGUGCAAGGGGGGCUUCCGCCGCCUGGAGCUGCAGUCGGCGGUCAGGGCCUGA